Molecule: messenger RNA, 1828 nt
Organism: Oncorhynchus gorbuscha (pink salmon)
Lineage: Eukaryota; Metazoa; Chordata; Actinopteri; Salmoniformes; Salmonidae
Product: oligodendrocyte transcription factor 2-like
Exons: 2
Coding region: 148-948 (266 amino acids)
Biological process (GO): oligodendrocyte cell fate specification; oligodendrocyte differentiation; myelination
Molecular function (GO): protein dimerization activity; DNA-binding transcription factor activity
Source: RefSeq, a predicted model, not a curated record
AUGUCAUCGUGCUCGUGCAUGCCAAAUGGGCUGUCAGUUGUGAUUGGGGAGUAACAAGUGGAUUCAACAGCGACACUUUUCCCUGCACCGAGCUGCGCUCUUACAUCUCUCGACUAUUGCGCUGUCUGAAUAAACCUGAGCAUCAUCAUGGACUCCGAUACCAGCCGAGUGUCUAGCCGACCUUCCUCCCCCGAAGUGCACGAUAUGUUUCUGCAUGCGAUGAAGAAGCAUAUGGUAGGCUUCUCCGGUACUGUCUCGUCCACACAGAGCGACUCUCCACCGGAGAUACCCGCGGACAUGCGGAGCCUCUCCGACGAUGAUGAUGAUAUCACUCUGAAAAUGCUGUCAAAGAAGGACCGUAAACUGCUAUCGGAGAACGAGCUGCAGGGGAUGCGACUGAAAAUCAACAGCCGGGAGCGGAAGAGGAUGCACGACCUCAACAUCGCCAUGGACGGUCUCCGGGAGGUUAUGCCUUACGCGCACGGGCCUUCGGUGCGCAAGCUUUCCAAAAUCGCCACUCUCCUCCUGGCGAGAAACUACAUCUUGAUGCUGAGCAACUCGCUUGAGGAGAUGAAGAGACUGGUCAGUGAGAUCUAUGGCAGCGGACACCACAGCAGCUUCCACCCCUCCGCCUGUGGGACCAUGGCGCACACUGGGCCACUGCCCGGCCAUCCGACUGUUUCCCACGCCUCCCACCCGGUGCACCACCCACUUCUUCCCCCUGCGGUCUCCACCGCAGCCUCUCUCUCAGCAACGGGUCUUACCUCGAUCAGACCCCACCAUGGACUCCUGAAGGCGCCCUCGGCCGGUCCGGGCCCCCUGGGCAGCAGUUUCCAUCACUGGGGCGCAGGGAUGCCCUGUCCGUGCAGCAUGUGCCAGGUGCCACCUCCACAUGUGUCCGGCAUGAGCGCUGUCACCAUGUCCAGGCUGACGAGUGACUCCAAAUGACUUGGAACACGUAUCAUAGAACGAGAGCAGGAGAAAAGUGAACAUAACUUUCGGCUGUAGACGUCACCCUGCAUCUUAGUCCAUAUAAACACCUUUUUUAAUGUUAUUUAUCUGUUGCUGAAAUUAGCUUUGGAUUGAGCCAGCAGAAAUUCCCUACUUUCUAAAAACUGGAAGAGCGCUACUAACAUAGCAUUUUGUAACAGUAUAUAGCGUAAUUAAUAAAAGGUGCUUUAAUUAAAGACCCAUUUUAAUAUUCAGUAAUGGCCAUCAAUUCACUGGUUGCAAACCUUUCUUACAUUGUGGCUGCCAGGAAUACACACAAUUCACAUGGAAUUACUGAUGGCUUUUUUUAAUGUUCUUGAUCAUUAUUGAACUUUAAGACUAGCCCAUCCCGAGACCGAAUAAACUAAAAGACACUAUUUAGAUUUAGCAAACUGGAUGAGAGCACAAUGGUAAUGUAGAUUGUAAAUAUGUAGAUUCAGAAUUCUGUUUAUAUAGUACGAGAGAUUUUAUAUCAAGCCCUUUUGGUUCAUGUUUGGAUUGACCCCGUUGUUAGCAUGUCUGCUUUCAGCCACGUAGAGCUGGUACCAUGUUGCACCUGCCUCUUGUAUAAUAUGUCCCUUCAGUGUUCUCUCUUCGACGUCACUGCCGAGCCGAGAUGGCUGUUUUCUUGUGUAUGGUUGUAUUUCCAUUGUGUGUUGCCACGCAUGCCAGUCACCGCACGACACCAAGAACGAUCGCUUCUUUAUGUUUUAUAUAUAUAUAAAAAUAAAAAAAAGUGCUAAAUGAUAUUUAUUUACUUAUUUUCAAUGGGAUUUCAAAUGAAUCAAUGACGAUGAUUAUUUUGGUGAUUUUAAAUGUAAAAUAAAACAAGUUUAAU